Prunus avium (sweet cherry) is the source of this 1258-nucleotide messenger RNA. RefSeq names its product C2H2 and C2HC zinc fingers superfamily protein. Gene Ontology annotation, cellular component: nucleus. Gene Ontology annotation, molecular function: transcription cis-regulatory region binding; DNA-binding transcription factor activity. NCBI's taxonomy places the organism in Eukaryota, Viridiplantae, Streptophyta, Magnoliopsida, Rosales, Rosaceae. Gene Ontology annotation, biological process: trichome differentiation; trichome morphogenesis; cytokinin-activated signaling pathway. The record is from RefSeq and is a predicted model, not a curated record.
CCCAUUUCAUUCUCUCUCUCUCUCUCUCUCUCUCUCUCUCUCUCUCUCUCUUCAGCUCCCCUCAUCACUUCAAUUGAAUUCCCAACUUUCUUUCUCUGCUUUCUUUCUGUCUCUGUCCCUGUUUCUAAGAAAACAAGCAACAUGGCUGAGGCUGCAGAGCUACACUAUCAACCCAAACCAACCAACACCACAAACCCAACAAGUUCUAGCAACAACCCAACAACACGCUUAAAGCUUUUUGGCUUCAAUGUCCAAGACGACGAUUUAGAAUCUUCCGUACUCGACUCCACCAAGACUUCCACCCCAUCUGGUUCACCGGAAUCCGGCGGUUUUUCCACCACCGGCGACCGUAAAUACGAGUGCCAGUACUGCUGCCGAGAAUUCGCCAACUCCCAAGCCCUCGGCGGCCACCAGAACGCGCACAAGAAAGAGCGCCAGCAGCUCAAGCGAGCUCAGCUCCAAGCCAGCCGAAACGCCGCGGUUUCAUACGCCCGAAACCCCAUCAUCUCCGCCUUCGCGCCGCCGCCUCACCUACUGGCCCCGGCCGGGUCGGUGAUGGUCCCGGCGGCCGCUCCGGCCAGCCCGUCCUGGGUCUACGUCCCGCGCGCGGCCACUCCGUUCCACGUGUCGCAUGGAUGCGUGUUUCCCGCGGCAGCCAAUCACGGAAGGGGUGCAGGGAGUUAUUCGUAUGGGGGCAGUGUAGCGGAUUCGACAUUGACGUCAUCAAUGGGGCCCCAUCAUCAGGUACUUCAACAAGGCCGGGCCCACGGAAGAGCGGAUGGGCCAUCGUUGAGUAGGUUUACUAAAGGAGAUGGUGGGCCCAGUUUUGAUGAUGCAUUGGGCUUGGACUUGCAUCUUAGCCUUUGACUCGGUUAAGCAAGGCUCGGCUUGGCUCGGCUUGAAAAACGACAUGGUGUGUGGUGGCCUUUAUAAUAUGUUGCUCAGAUCAUGAGGUGGAGGUGGGAAGCUAAUGUUUAUUUUGGUAGUGGGACCUUUGUACAUUUUCAAAUUUUAUUUAAUUUAUUUAAUUUUUAAGAAAGUAAUUUCAGGGGCAUAUAUAUACAUUGCUCUCAUUCUAUUUCUGGUUUUUUUGUUUUUAAAUCUCAGUAGGUCCAAUUAUGUCUGUAUAUACGAGUAGGUAGAAACUCGGAAUCCCACUAACAAGUUAGAAUGAUGGAAGUGGGACCUCCAAAUUUGUUGACUCUUGAGUUGUCGACAAACACAUAAGGAGUUUAAUGCGCGUACCUAAUUAGCUCGA